CAAAUCAUAAACCUAGGCUUUUGAGUUUUGGCGGCGGAAGUGAAGUUCCGAUAUGGCGAGACAGAAGAGCCCCGGCGUAAAGAUCCUCUGGGUUUGGACUCUUGGCACCGCCGCCAUUCUCGUUACAAGCGUAGCUCGGAGGAGGAUGAGGGAUAUGGAGAACAUGAUAAACUCCGAUCAACAACCAUCGCUGCACCACCAACAAACGUCUUCCACCGAUUCGUUUUCUGUCGACGAAGGAGACGUAUCACAGGCUUAGAAGCUUUCGCGCCUUUGGAAUUCGGCUCAAAGUGGUAUUUUCUCUUUUCGAAUUUAGCAUUUCGGGAUAUGGGUUUUCGUCAAAUCCCAUUUUCGGCGGGUGUACAUAAGGUGUUUGAUGAAAGUCCUGAAUGUAAGGAAGUGUCAAAUUUUCACUCGUAAUGAGCUUGCAAUUGUUUUGGAUCUUUGAUGGGUCAGUUUCAAUUAAUGUUUGAUGUUUGCUGCUACAUUUGCCUGGAUAUAUAAAUUAGAAGAUCUGCCUCUUACUUGAACUUGGUGUGAUGAAUGAGGCUUUAUACAGUAAGUAUUUGUCGAAAUUUCCGGUUGGAACUAUCAAUUUUUCAUUCUUAA
This is a messenger RNA of Cucurbita maxima (winter squash), 609 nucleotides long. RefSeq lists its product as uncharacterized. Bases 53 to 259 code for a protein of 68 amino acids. The transcript has a single exon. The record is from RefSeq and is a predicted model, not a curated record. NCBI's taxonomy places the organism in Eukaryota, Viridiplantae, Streptophyta, Magnoliopsida, Cucurbitales, Cucurbitaceae.